Hippocampus comes (tiger tail seahorse) is the source of this 1352-nucleotide messenger RNA. It is a transcript of the gene akr1a1a, whose product is annotated as aldo-keto reductase family 1, member A1a (aldehyde reductase). Gene Ontology annotation, molecular function: alcohol dehydrogenase (NADP+) activity. Gene Ontology annotation, biological process: aldehyde catabolic process. The record is from RefSeq and is a predicted model, not a curated record. The transcript is spliced from 9 exons. The coding region runs from base 109 to 1083 and encodes 324 amino acids. NCBI's taxonomy places the organism in Eukaryota, Metazoa, Chordata, Actinopteri, Syngnathiformes, Syngnathidae.
CAAGUUUGGAAGACUUUGACCUUAGUCUGUUAAAAACCAUACAGACAUUUUUUUCUUCUGCGCGGGAUCACGAGAGUACCAAAGAAAAAGUAGAUCCAGAAGUGGAACAUGAGCACCUUCAUGACAUUGAGGACAGGCCAGAAGAUGCCCACGGUUGGGCUCGGAACGUGGAAAAGUGCGCCGGGACAGGUGAAACAGGCUGUGCUGACUGCUUUGGAUUGUGGCUAUCGACACAUCGACUGCGCGGCAGCGUAUGGCAAUGAAGAGGAGGUGGGAGAGGCUUUGGCUCUCAGGGUCGGUCCGGGCAAGGCUUUGCGUCGUGACCAAGUGUUUGUAACGUCUAAACUGUGGAACACCAAACAUGAGCCCUCAGAUGUCGAGAAAGCGUGCAGGACCACCCUGGCCCACUUGGGUCUCUCCUACGUGGACCUCUAUCUGAUGCACUGGCCCAUGGCCUUUCAACCGGGAAAGGACCUGAUGCCUCGGCAUGAAGAUGGAAGUGUGUGUUACUCUGACACGCACUACACGGAGACUUGGGCCGCCAUGGAGGACCUCGUGGACAGAGGCCUAGUCAAGGCCAUUGGGCUGUCCAACUUCAAUGCAAGGCAGAUGGAUGACAUCAUCAGAAUGGCCAGACACCAGCCUGUGGUCAACCAGGUGGAAUGCCAUCCAUAUUUGUCCCAAGCAGAUUUGCUGGCUCACUGUCGGUCAGUGGCAGUUUGCCUGACAGCCUACAGUCCUCUGGGCAGCGGGGAUCGACCCUGGGCCUCCACCGAGGAACCUUGUCUGCUGCAGGAUCCCCGACUGGGAGAAAUAGCUCAACGAUACCACAAGACAGCUGCACAGAUCAUACUCAGGUGGCACAUUCAGAGGGGCGUCGUGUGCAUCCCCAAAAGCGUGACCCCUUCCAGGAUCCAGCAGAACCUGCAGCUUUUUGACUUUGCCCUGUUAGAGGAGGACGUGAAGCUAGUGGACGCCUUAAAUCGCAGCCAACGCUUCAUCGUCCCAACAGUCGAGAGGGACAACAAGAGACUUUGGCGAGAUGCUGAACACCCUCAUUUCCCCUUCAGUGACCCUUACUGAGUCAACACAAAAUCAUCUUUUCCCUCCACUCAAUUCGGAGCAGAGCAUUUUUGUACAAAGGCGCUUCCAAAUGAAGUUGAGACGUUGUGUGAAACAAAAACAGAAUCCAAUGAUUUGCAAAUUAUGGUCAUCCUAUUUUCAAAUGAAUGCAUUACAAAGAGAAGAUAUUUGAUUCAAACUGAUAAAACUUGUUUUUAGCAAAUAAUCAUGAAUUUAGAAUGUUAUGGCUGCAACACGUUCCAAAGCAGCUCGGACAAGGUCAUGUUUAC